Messenger RNA from Leopardus geoffroyi (Geoffroy's cat), 5085 nucleotides. RefSeq names its product insulin like growth factor 2 mRNA binding protein 1 (gene IGF2BP1). Bases 379 to 2112 code for a protein of 577 amino acids. Gene Ontology annotation, biological process: regulation of gene expression; nervous system development. The record is from RefSeq and is a predicted model, not a curated record. The transcript is spliced from 15 exons. Gene Ontology annotation, cellular component: nucleus; cytoplasm; cytosol. Lineage: Eukaryota; Metazoa; Chordata; Mammalia; Carnivora; Felidae. Gene Ontology annotation, molecular function: mRNA 3'-UTR binding.
UUUUUUUUUUUUUUUUUUCCGCUCCAUUUUUUUUCAAGUCGAUUUUAUUUAGAGGCGGCGCCAGGGCGGCCGCGGAGAAACGUGACACACCAGCCCGCUCGGAGGGGUUUCGGACAGAAGGGAAGGAGCAGCGCCGAGUCGUCCGCCUCCCAGCGCGCCGCGGGCACUUCUCCCGGGCCUCGCCGAACUCUCCCGCGACCUCUGCGCGCCCUCAGGCCGCCCUCGCCGCCGCGGGCUCCGGACAACUUCAGGGGUGGGGUGCGAAGAAAGUUUGCGGCUGCUGCCGCCGGCCUCCCGCCUCUCGGCCUAGGAGGCUCGCCGCCCGCGCCCGCCCGCUCGGCCUUGCCAGGGACCGCGUCCCGCCCCGAGACCGCCACCAUGAACAAGCUGUACAUCGGCAACCUCAACGAGAGCGUGACCCCCGCGGACUUGGAGAAAGUGUUUGCGGAGCACAAGAUCUCCUACAGCGGCCAGUUCUUGGUCAAGUCCGGCUAUGCCUUCGUGGACUGCCCCGACGAGCACUGGGCGAUGAAGGCCAUCGAAACUUUCUCCGGGAAAGUCGAAUUGCAAGGAAAACGCCUAGAGAUUGAACACUCGGUCCCCAAAAAACAAAGGAGUCGGAAAAUCCAGAUUCGAAAUAUCCCACCCCAGCUUCGUUGGGAAGUGCUGGAUAGCCUGCUGGCCCAAUAUGGUACAGUGGAGAAUUGCGAGCAAGUGAACACCGAGAGUGAGACGGCAGUGGUGAAUGUCACCUAUUCCAACCGGGAACAGACCAGGCAAGCCAUCAUGAAGCUGAAUGGCCACCAGCUGGAGAACCACGCCUUAAAGGUCUCUUACAUUCCCGACGAGCAGAUCGCACAGGGUCCUGAGAACGGGCGCCGAGGAGGCUUUGGCUCUCGGGGUCAGCCCCGCCAGGGCUCCCCUGUGGCGGCGGGGGCCCCGGCCAAGCAGCAGCAAGUGGACAUACCCCUGCGGCUCCUGGUGCCCACCCAGUAUGUGGGUGCCAUCAUUGGCAAGGAGGGGGCCACCAUCCGAAACAUCACGAAACAGACCCAGUCCAAGAUCGACGUGCACAGGAAGGAGAACGCAGGCGCUGCGGAGAAGGCCAUCAGUGUCCACUCCACCCCCGAGGGCUGCUCCUCUGCGUGUAAGAUGAUCUUGGAGAUUAUGCAUAAGGAAGCAAAGGACACGAAAACGGCCGACGAGGUUCCCCUGAAGAUCCUGGCCCAUAACAACUUUGUGGGGCGGCUUAUUGGCAAGGAAGGGCGCAACCUGAAGAAAGUGGAGCAGGACACCGAGACGAAAAUCACCAUCUCUUCGCUGCAGGACCUCACCCUCUACAACCCCGAGAGGACCAUCACCGUGAAGGGGGCCAUUGAGAACUGCUGCAGGGCCGAGCAGGAGAUCAUGAAGAAAGUUCGGGAGGCCUACGAGAACGACGUGGCUGCCAUGAGUCUGCAGUCGCACCUCAUCCCCGGCCUGAACUUGGCGGCUGUGGGUCUUUUUCCAGCCUCGUCCAGUGCGGUCCCGCCACCGCCUAGCAGCGUCACUGGAGCGGCUCCGUACAGCUCCUUUAUGCAGGCUCCGGAGCAGGAAAUGGUGCAGGUGUUCAUUCCCGCGCAGGCCGUGGGCGCCAUCAUCGGGAAGAAGGGACAGCACAUCAAACAGCUCUCCCGCUUCGCCAGCGCCUCCAUCAAGAUUGCUCCUCCCGAAACUCCUGACUCCAAAGUUCGAAUGGUCAUCAUCACUGGACCCCCGGAGGCCCAAUUCAAGGCUCAGGGAAGAAUUUAUGGAAAACUCAAGGAGGAGAACUUCUUUGGCCCCAAGGAGGAAGUAAAGCUGGAGACCCAUAUCCGGGUGCCAGCGUCAGCUGCCGGCAGGGUUAUUGGCAAAGGUGGCAAAACGGUGAACGAGUUGCAGAAUUUGACAGCAGCCGAGGUGGUGGUGCCCAGAGACCAGACCCCAGAUGAGAACGACCAGGUCAUCGUCAAGAUCAUCGGGCAUUUCUAUGCCAGCCAGAUGGCCCAGCGGAAGAUACGAGACAUCCUGGCCCAAGUGAAACAGCUGCACCAAAAGGGACAGAGUAACCAGGCCCAGGCACGGAGGAAGUGACCAGCCCCUUCCCUUCGCGGCGACUCAAGGACAACGGGCUGAAGUCGAGAGCGCGUUCUCCCCAGCAGGCCUGAGAAUGAGUGGGAAUCAGGGACCCUUGGGCCGGGAUGUAGACCAGGUUUGCCCGCUUGGCUUGAGGAAAGACGUUCCAGUGAGGAACCCUGAUCCCUCGGCCCCACACGCCCUACCAAUUGGCCCGACACUGCCCGCCCCUCAGGGUGUCACCAUGGAAAUUCUAGCUCAGGGUGCUUUUAAACGUGGAUUGUUGAAGUAAGUUCUCCAGGUCCCACCAAGAGAGUGGGUCAGGCCCCAGUGGGAAGAGAAAUAAAAUUUCCUUCAGGUUUUUAAAUCAUGCAGAGGGGUGUUUUAAUCAGCCUCAAAGGAUGGUUUGCUUCUCAACCCGAAAAUCCUUCCAGCCUUCUCCUACUUGGUUCGUUGAUUAAAAUACCUCUACUCUCGUGCCCUGACAUAACCUCUUCCUAUAUAGCCUCUUCCUGAAGUCACGCUAAUUGUUUUAUCUGUACUGCUACCAGAAAAGGUGGGAACCAAUGAAUGCAUUGUUUUGCUUACGUUAUUGACUCAGAGGAGAAGACACACCAGCAUCUAUAGUUUAAGUCCACUCCUUCCCUAACCGACCAGUAGGAACAGCAAGGAAUAAAGAACGGGGGAGAAAUGUGAUUAAACUGUAUAGUAAUCCACGUUUAAAAGGAGUGCCCUUAUGGCCGAUCUAGUCCAGAUCGCCAUCUUGAAAAAUUGGCGCGAUGAAAAUGUUCUCCACUCUGUCGGGACUUCCCCACCGAGAUUCCCUGCCCCGUUCACGUCCUUCUCCCCAUCUAGGUGCACAUGGGCGGUAGUGAAUGCUCGGCGGGGUAGGGGCUGACCACUGUACUGUCCCUGAUUCCCACCAUUCUCAGGCAGAUUUUAUAUUUUUUUAAAGUCUAUUUUAAUGAUUGGAUAUGAGCACUGGGAAGGGGACGUAACUCCCCUUGAUAAAGUCUCAGUUCCAUGGAGGACUUGAGUGGCCCCAAAGGCUGCCACUGUGCCCUCACUCCAGCCCGUGUGCUCCUAUAAGGGCUGGUUCCCAGAGGCAGGGGUUGUGGGGCACUCCCCCGCCACGGCACUGUUCCCUUGGUGGAGGUGGGAUGUGGAACCCAACCCCGAGCUCCCGGUCAAGCUGAAGUCCACCAUCUGGCGUACGUUAAUGAAUAUUCAGUAAAUGGGAGAGUAUUUGCUUCUGUCGUUAUCCCAGAGGCAUAUUUAACCGAUGGCUUCUGCCUCCGUGAAUCAUCGGCAUGACAAAAGUUGUGCCUAAAAAACAAAGUUCAAAAUACCAGCAACCUUAUGCACAAAGGGGUAAAUAAGCUUAAUUUAUUAAUUUACCAGGCUCAGUAAGAUCCCGUUGGAAGUUCAGCCCUUGUGGAAGACAGCAGCCAUCAGUUGAAUGAGGUUGGGCCUCCCCUCCUAAUAUACUGAUUGUCAACGCAUAUCAGCCAGGUGGUGCACUUUAGUUAGCUACCUUGGACAAUGCUAUCAAGUGUGCUGGGAAGGGAGGAAGGCCUCUCUGCAUGUGGAAAAGCCCAUGCGUGGAGUCCCCUCCUUCCGACACUGCAACAACAGUAGUAACAACGAGACAACCAUGACACGUGGGCGGAGUCAGUCAGGUAAUGCUGUGCGCGAAGUAAACUACCUCAAGGUAUGAAGUUACCUCAGCAAUUACUUUCCUUUUUGUUCCCCCCACCUUUUUUUAACCUUUUUUUUUUUUCUUUGCGGCUUGCUGAUAUUUUAUAUAAAAAAGAAAAGCAAAGCAAAAGAGAAGCUGAUAGUCUUGAAUAUUUUAUUUUUUUAAUGAAAAGAAAAAAAAAAACGAGAAAGUUAUGUUUCAUAAUUUCUUACAACAUGAGCCAGUGUAAGCCUUUAGGAUCUCUCUAUGGAGAACAGGCCCUAUGGGAAGGGCAGCAGGGGCUGGCUCUUUGGGAGGAGGCUGGGGCUCAGCGGCCCAAGGUGGAGAGAGCCCGGGGCGAGGCCCUGAUCUCUGACCCCCAGAUUCCGAAGCCACUGGCCUCUCCUGGGAAAUCCCGCCUGCUGGGGAUUCAGAGACCUAGCAGAGCUGUGGGCCUCCAGUGGCCAAACGGCAGUCCCCAGCCACCUGCUCAUGGCGUCUCCUCUCUCCCUUUUUGGUUAAAGGGCAUCCCAGCCAGUUCUCCCCACCAGUGGUGCUGUUGAGAUAUUUUUAAAUAAUUGCCUCCGUUUUAUCGAGGAGUGAAAUAAUAUCUAAAAAGUAUACCCACUUAAAAAAACAAAAACAAAAACCCCUCUAUUUCUCUUUCUAGAAGUAUGGGAGCCAAGAUUCCGUUGGUGGAAGAGACACAGCUGCUCUCUUGCCCUCAGAGAGGUCCACCUGGUUUGUCAUUGCAGUCUUUUCUUUUUUUGGUGUUGUUUUCAUUUCAGUCCCAUCUCGCUGUUCCUUUGGGUCUGCGUCAACAGACCAAGGAGCAGACAGACACUCAGAUGAUUGCCCCUUCGUCUCCUGUCAUCUUUAGAUUGAUCUGAUUGGUUCUAACAGUGGACCCGAACCUAAAGGAAUUCUUGAUUUAGGGUGGUGGGGGUAAGAAGCGGUAGGGGGGUAUGGGAAUGUGACCGGGGACAGGUUCCUGCCUCGCUCGUGUCUUAUCCUUGCGUCCCCAUGACAUUCCUUUACAACCUCCAGAACUGUCUACCCCAAAGAGAGGAAGAAGCAGGAGAGCAUUUAGGGGCGAUACCAGGCCUAUGGAAUUGAGCUUCCCACCUGCCCUAACCACAAGGAAAGGGUCUCCCAACUUCCAUCUCUGGCUCUAUAUGCUUUAGCCCAAAAUGAAGCAGAUAACGUUCAGACAUCGGCCAUUCGGUGAUUUAAGGCGAAUUUCCAGCAGCAAGCAUGCUUUAAUAUCCGGUUCAAACUACCAGCAGAAAAACAAAAAACAAAAACCAACAAAC